Molecule: messenger RNA, 988 nt
Organism: Prorocentrum cordatum
Lineage: Eukaryota; Dinophyceae; Prorocentrales; Prorocentraceae
Source: the annotation of a GenBank genome assembly
AGCGCUCCACGAGCUGCUCGUGGACCCCAGGGCGGCCGACGGCGGCGCCAUCGCCGGUAUCCGGGAGGCCGUGGCCGCGGGCACGCUGCGCCUGCCGGAGGCGCUGACGCUGCUCGUGCAGCUCAUGGUCAACAUGACCUCGGCGAACGCGCUCGGAAACAUGCUCUUCCGCCUGGCCUCCGAGAAGGAGGCCGCAGAGGAGGUGGCCUCUGAUCUGGAAGGGCUCGCGGAGGCAUUCGUCGAGGAGGUUCUGCGACUGGAUGCUCCGCUGCAACGGAACCCCAGGCGAGUUGUUGCAGAUCCACGGGGGCGCUGGAAGGACACGCCGCUCCGUCAAGGCGACCAGGUCCUCUGCUUCCUGGGCGCCGCCAACAUGGACCCCGCCGCCUUCGAGCGUCCCACGGAGUUCCUGCUCCGGCGCGGCGGCGGGAAGCCUGGGGCGCUCAGUUUUGGCAGCGGCAUCCACUACUGCCUGGGCUCUAGCAUCGUCAGGCUGGAGGCAUGUUUGGUACAAUCGCUGGAGCUGCCCCAACGCGACAGGAGCAUGGCCGAGGAGGACUUGGAGGACGGAGUGGGAAGAUAUUAUGUUUGGUUUGACAUUCAUGGUCAAGGACCCCACCUAGAAGGGGCAAAGUGAGACCCCUUUGAUUGAGAACCCGUCUUACUUGGGUAGAGAUUUUGCCAGUGGAAGGGUGAUGGGGCAAAGGAUCAGGAAAACGAUAAGGCAGUUGAUCAUGGAAUGCGAUAAAGCCGAUUCGGUGUAUGGUAUUUAUUAGGAUGGUGGUCCGUGCCAGGCUCGAUUCGAGUGAACAUGCAUGAGGGAGUGGAUGCGGCGGAAACUUUGUUUCUAUUGGUUCUGACCAUCAAGAAUGUGGUCACUACGACAGGUCGGGCUCGGUUCCGCCCUCGCGCGUUCUGUUGGCUCGGACCCCGUGCUGCUCCACAAGUACACGCCGGUCGUUGAAAGUAGGUAUUUCUAGCUUCCCAG